This is a messenger RNA of Moesziomyces antarcticus, 3630 nucleotides long. RefSeq names its product flavo protein. NCBI's taxonomy places the organism in Eukaryota, Fungi, Basidiomycota, Ustilaginomycetes, Ustilaginales, Ustilaginaceae. Gene Ontology annotation, biological process: coenzyme A biosynthetic process. The record is from RefSeq and is a predicted model, not a curated record. The transcript has a single exon. Gene Ontology annotation, cellular component: phosphopantothenoylcysteine decarboxylase complex. The coding region runs from base 1 to 3630 and encodes 1209 amino acids. Gene Ontology annotation, molecular function: FMN binding; phosphopantothenoylcysteine decarboxylase activity.
AUGGACCGCAACUCUCCCAGCCCGCUGGCAUCUAGCCCGCUGGCAUCGGCGUCGGAUGCAUCGUCUGGCUUCCCCAUCGCCAGGCUCGACGUCGACCGCGCCGAGUGGAAGAGCAAAACCAUCGGGCGCAGUUUUGGCUCCGACGCACGCACGCCGCAAGAUUCCACCGACUCGCCAGCGUCAUCCACACCUUCAACGCCAACUACUCCGCUGUCGGCGUCGCGCACCUACCACAGCCUCAACUAUGCCCCGCGACAGCGCAACUCGGUGCUUCGUCCCAGCGCUGCGGCCAUCUUUCAGUCGCACUCGGCGCAGCUGGCAGCAGGCGCACAGCCAUCCCAGACGCCCACAUCACCCUCGCAGCCCUUGCCCAACUUGAUGCUGACGCCGAGGGCGAAUGCACAUGCAGCGCCACUCGCGGCUACGUCGCACCUCAGCACCUCGCCGUCGUAUCCCACCAUCUCGUUGCCCGAUGCGCCGCCGAGGGAGAGCAGCCGAGCGUCGAACGAGCACGAGACGCAGCGCGCGGCGGUGGCACGCAUGCAGCUGCAGCAGAUGCACGACAACGCCCGCCGCCUCGGGCUCAACAACAAGAGCGCCGGCUGGCUCAUCCUCGAGGCGCUCCAGGCGGCUACCGAGGGAGAGUGGGCAGCCGUGGCAGAGCUGCUUGCGAAUGGAGACGCCACCAUCCUGCUGCCGCGCGACCCGCCGUCGGUUUUUACGGCUGCCUCGCAGCUCAGCGCAUCCUUUGCGUACGAUCAUACCAUCUUUAAUGCGGCUUCCACCUCGGCGCAACGUCCUUCGCCUGCUUUGCUAGGCGAAAGCGCAGAGACACCGAUUCUCACACUCUCGGGCCUCCGAGGCCGGCUUGCACGAUCCUCCUCCGCCGGCUCAGCACCAAGCGACGCUGAUGCAGAAUUGGGCUCGCUCAGCCUGCAGAGCUUCGUCGUCAAAGCGCACGGCUCCGUGUCGAGUCUCAAGGACGCCAAUGCGCGGCAGGAGACACUCGAGUCGCUUGCGCCGCUUCCGCAUGCUACACAGCCAGAGCCCAGCGGCGCACGAUGUGCGUAUCCGAGAUUCACACUCGCAGCCGCCAACGCGGCGUUUCCGCUGCCGCCGCCGCUCCAGCCGCGCGCGGUGGCCAACGAUGCCAACGCGGCGGCCAAGAGCCGUGCGCGCUCCAACUCGAAGCUCAACGUGGCCGGCUCGAGGGCGUCGGCGUCGUUUGCGAGUAUCUUUGGCGGGAGCGGGAGGGAGCGGAGGCGGCAGGCGGCUGCGGACGAGGUGGCUGGUUCGGAGAUGGUCGAUGCGCAGAAGCUCGGUGGCACCUCGGAAUCGGAUGCAGAGCCCGAGGCGCACCAGUCCAGCCUUGGCCUCGAGCUGCGCGAUGCGGCGGCUGGGAGCGAGGUGAAGCAUGCGGAAGAUGCAGGUGGGACGGGGAGGGCGGGACGCAGGACGAUCUCGGUGUGGGUGGUGGACCACCUCGUGCGGCGCUCGGCCGUGAUGCGCACCAUCCGCAAGACGCUCGAGGCGCGCAUCCGCACCCGGCUCGCCGCCGCGGGGGUGGGCGAAUCGAUCGCCGAGGUGGUGGCGAGGUUUGCGGCGACGUUCCUGCCCCCCGUGCCCACGCUCGGCGACGCACAAGGUGCAGCGGGCGGCUCGGACCGAUCGCAGGGGGCAAGGUCGCGCGCAAGCUCACCGGUGCCCAAUGCAUCGUAUCUGGCGGAGGCGGACGAGAUGUCGGAAGCCGUGCAGGACUUGUUCAGCAGUGUGCGUGACCAGCUGCAGGCGCAAGACGUAGCGACGGCAGAGGCGCGGCUGGAGGUGGUCGAGACGGUGUUGUGCGAGGAGGUGUACGAUCGCAUCUUCCGACCGGUUGCUUCGCGCGAUGGGUACCACGACGACGCGCUCGCCUCACGCAUCGCCGCGCUCAACGUGCUCGGGCUCUCGCUGCGCCAUCUUGGACUCGACGACCCCGCGCACGCCGACGGGCUGGAGCGUAUCGUUCAACAGUGCGGCGCGGAGCUGCAGCGGCUGGACAGUGAGCAGGCGCGCUCGCCCAAGGAUAAGCUGGAUGUGCUCGUGCGCGCGCACAAGCUCGCGGUCGACGGUGUAGCCGCCCUGUCUGCGGCGGAGGGUACGAGCGCAGACCUGAUCCUGCCGCUGUUGAUCUACAGCAUUGUGGCGGCGAACCCGGCGCGGCUGGCGAGUCAUUUGUUGUACAUCCAGCGAUUUAGGGCCGAGUGUCUCGUGCAGGGCGAGACGGCGUACUGCCUCGUCAACGUCCAGGCUGCAGUGGCGUUUCUCGAGAAUGUGGAUGUGGCGGAUCUCGGGCUGGACGCGAGCCAGCUCGGCGCGCAUCUGCUUGCGGGCGAGAAUGCACGGGAAAGAAGGACGAGUGGGCAGGGGGCAGAGGAGGCACUGGCGAUGCCGGCAAGGAUCAGGGGCAGGUUGACGCAGGAGAUCGGCGACCUGGCCGGGGUGAGCAACAAGGUCAUCACGGGCGUCAUGGGGUCGAGCCUCGCUGCGUUUAGUAGGAUGAUGGGCGCCGCAGCUGGUGAUGCGCAGAGACCUGCGAAUGUGCGCGCGGCUAGCAUGGCCACUGACUACUCGCGCGGCGAAGAGCAGAUCAAAGAUUCCGCUGCGAGCGAUGAGGCCAAGCUGAGUAUCGGCGACCGGCUGGCGUCGCUAUCAACCCGCCUGGGGGGAUCGAGCUUAUCGUCGUCGCCGUCAUCGUUGUCGUUGGGGUAUGGGGGGAAGAAGGAGGAGGGGGUGUCGCCACGCAGUGUGUCGCGCGAACUGCCGGGACCUCCGCCGCCGAGCAAGCCCGUGCACGCGCGCACCACGUCCUACCUCGCCUCGCAGCUGGGUAGGAUGGCGUCUCGCGCGCCCGAAGAGGCCAAGCCGGUACCUGCUUCGCUGCGGUCUCCGUACCCUGCCCUAUCGCGGCCGCCGACACCCGAUCGACCGCUGCACGUUGUUCUAGCAAGCACCGGCUCGGUGGCGAGCGUCAAGAUGCCGCUCAUUGUCGAGGCGCUUCUUGCGCACGCCAAUGUUCGGGUGCAGGUGAUUGCCACCGUCAACUCGCUGCACUUCUACGACCGAACCCCGCUCACCUCGGCCGAGUACAGCGUGGCCUCGCUUGCUGCGGAGAACCUCGCUGCGAGUCGAGGGGUGCACACCCCAGGACCGCGGGUUCAUCUCUGGACGAACGCCGACGAGUGGACGAGCUUCACACGCGUGGGGGAUGCGAUUUUGCACAUUGAGCUCAGGCGAUGGGCAGACGUGGUGCUCGUGGCGCCGUGUUCCGCCAACACGCUCGCCAAGCUCGCCGGGGGAUUGUGCGAUGAUUUGCUCACGAGCUUCAUGCGCGCGCUGGGCAGGGGGGCCGAGGUGGUGCUGUGCCCCGCCAUGAACACGCUCAUGUGGGAAAAUCCGCUCACGGAGAUGCAUCUUAGGACGGUCAAGGAGGUCCUGGGGUACGAGGUCAGGGGGCCCGUGGAGAAGAGGCUCGCGUGUGGAGAUACCGGCAAAGGGGCCAUGAUGGAGUGGAGCGAGAUCGUACAGAUGGUAGUGGACAGGUUCGGGCUGCAGAAGGAGAAGGGCGCGGAAGCUGUUGCGGGCGCGUAA